Messenger RNA from Bombus pyrosoma, 7305 nucleotides. RefSeq names its product protein FAM102B. The coding region runs from base 1018 to 3051 and encodes 677 amino acids. Lineage: Eukaryota; Metazoa; Arthropoda; Insecta; Hymenoptera; Apidae. The transcript has 11 exons. The record is from RefSeq and is a predicted model, not a curated record.
UUAGUGAACAAGCUGAUAUCGAGACGCGUCAGUUCACAGAGGACCUCCGUUCCGUCGGAUGUGAGGAAACUUUUUUGUCCGUAAAUUUGUCAAGUUCUCGCAUCGAGACUUUGUAAUUUCGUGGUUUCCCGAAGGAAUGAUUUUGUAAUCAUGAAAAGUGUAAGACUGUGCGAGGUUGGCUAACAUCGAUAAAAGCGAGAACGAGCCGACGACGAAACUCGCGAUUACAAGUUCGACUUCUGGUCGAUGCGUUUUGAUGCGCGUUACAAGUUCGGACGAUGAUUGCUUAAGAUGCCGAGGAACUCUGAUCAAUUAUUGCGAACUACCGACUAUUGACUCGGACCGAUGUGUAACGACUCUAACUGACCGUAACGACUGACUUUCCGUCACGAUGACGCUGCAGAGGAAAACUAUGAUGCGGUCUAAGGAUGCGAGAUCAUCGGAUCCGUCGAGGAAAGCUUUGGUUCGGAAGUCUCGACGAGGAUGGCGAGCACGAAUAAUUGCCGUUUGUGAGCGUCGGCGCCGAGAGAGAGGAUCGCGGAAGGCCACGUUCGUGUUGGUACGAGAGAAGAGCAGCGAUGACGGUGAAGCUUCGAACGAGAUCCGCCCAGCCGGCUUCAAGUGUUCAGCUUCGUCCCUCGGGAUCGACCAGCCUGUAAAAAAGUUGGAUGAUCGUUGUUCGACAAAGAGGAUCAAAAAGAAAGGGAGGGUCGUGGUACUGCCUUUUCGUAGCGGAGUAGAAAACGCGAAGAGAUAUUUUGGUAAAUAGCAUCUAAGGUAAUUGGUGGAACGGUAUCACGGCGCGAGACUCGACUAGUCGCUAUCGGCGAUAAAACCACGUUAAAUGAUCGCAUUUGGCGCACAAUUUCCGCUUUUCUCGCGCGUGCCGUGUACCGUGUUCGUCGUUUGCUCGAGAAAAUCCGAGUAAGAAGCUGGAGAAUCGCGAACGUUCUCCGGUCGAAUUUAACCACGAUUAAGCGACUCGUGGUGAAAGUGAAGUGUCUCGGUCUUGGUGACAUGGCCUUCAUGAUGAAGAAGAAGAAGUACAAAUUCUCGGUGGAGGUGAACCUGGAGGAGCUGACCGCGGUGCCAUUCGUGAACGCAGUGCUGUUCGCUAAGCUCAGACUUCUCGACGGUGGAUCUUUCGUCGAUCAUUCGACUAGGGAGGAAGUACAGGAGCAUACCGUCAGAUGGGACGCUAAAUUCGAGUUUCUAUGCAAGAUGAGUGCCAAUGCGUCCACCGGUGUUCUCGAUCCCUGUAUUUUAAGGAUAUCCGUGAGAAAGGAAUUGAAGGGAGGCAGGUCCUUCCAGAAGCUUGGCUUCACCGACCUGAACCUCGCCGAAUUCGCAGGAGCUGGACUCUGCAGAACAAGGUAUCUUCUGGAAGGCUACGACUCGAGACACAGACAGGACAAUUCCAUGUUACGCGUUGCCAUCAAGAUGAACAUGCUGUCGGGAGAUAUUCUGUUUAAAGUGCCGUCUCCGUCGUUGAAGCAAACGCAGCUCGCAGUACCUGGCGUACCAGGUGUUUCCGGUGUGACGACGGACGAAACUGCAUCCGAGAGGUGUACCAAUCGAGAAGAUUACGUAUCCACUGGUUCGUUAGCUGGAAGUAUAGCUAGUGCUAGCAGCGGUUUUGGUAGUCUUCCCAAAAAGAGGCCUGCCCUCUUUUCCUCGGAGCUUCUCAGUGGAGCGGAGUCCUACGAUCCAAUGACGCUAAGCGAGAUCGUACCGUCGGUUCUUCCAGUGGAGACUCUAACCGAAGCGCACACAGAGUCGGGCCAUUCUCGCAAUAGCAGCAACACCAGCCAGCUGAGCAAAGGCUCGGGCUAUGGAUCUUUAAAUUCACACAGUCAACACAGUAGGCAGAGCAGUAGUGGUGGUGACAGUGGCCACAUUAGGUCACCCUCCUGGCCGGUAUGGGCUCCACGUAUCCCCAAUGUCUCCCAAAAGACCUCGAGCCAGCAGCCUGCCAGACCCGAGACCUCUCUCGACUCCGAAUCCCCAUCCUCGUCUUCCUCGACGCUGCUGGACCCACGAAAUAGGUUCUGGUCUAUGUCCAGCCCUCUUUCGUCGCGCGAGGGGAAAUCGAUCGCGCGGAAUCCUCUAAGAUCGAGUAUAGCAGCCGUUCCUCUAUCGAACGACCAAAGCGAAACGAAUCGAUCGAAGAACGGCGUCGUUUCGAGCGACAACAGUCGCGUUAACGAGAACGCCGGUAACGACGCUGGCGUGUUCAAAGUGCCCGGACCACAGGACGUUCCGCGACACUUGCGAAAAAACGUCGAGAGGAAUAGCUUCGAUGCGCGAAACGAACGUAACGCGACGAAUUCGGCGGCGAACGAUCGGAACGAACAAUGGAACAGCGUGAUCGUGCCGACCGCAAAACCGAGAAUCGGUCAGCCAGGUUGGAGAAGUAUCUCGAAAACCUGCGACUGCAUCGAGAAAGGCAAGAUCAGCCCGGUUUUGCGGCUAGUUGACCAGGCCAGAGCCGUAUCCUCUCCCGAUCCCCUUCAUAGGCCCGAUAACCCCAGAGCCUCGCUACGUUCCGCGACGACCGCUCAGACCCUCAGGGGUAUUGGCGGAAGUCACCGGAAGUUGCUGGACGGGGCGGGGGGCAAGCUGGCUACGGUCGCCACCAGCCCAGCGGACUCCGAAGAGUCCUCCUUAGGGGUACCGGAAGUCGCUCCACCGAGCUCCCAGCACCGAAACAGCAUAACCCCACCAAAUCCCUCCGGUGGUUCCGGUCUCAGCGAAACGGGAUCUUUGGAUCGAGCAAAGGCGGCGUUGGAGCGUAGGAAAAAGGCGGAAGACGGCGCGGGAAAUCCCAUCCUGUGCAGGGUCGAAGUGACCAGGCCAAACCCGGAUUCCCUGAUCGACGAACUGAUCAAAGCAACGAACUUGGAGCAGACGGAUCUGGAGAGCUCCGAGACAACUGGACUGCAGCUAUUCAUAGCGAAAGACGGGACGACCGCGCUCGGUAGCCACGAGAUCAAAAGUCAGAUGCCCGCGGGUGUGUUCAAGCAGGUGGUGAUGGAAGAGAAUAAUAGGUAACACGAAGCUAUGGCGGCGAGAAGACAGUACGCGAGACAGGCCAGCGCUACAUUUUCGCUGGCCCUGGUGCCAGAGCUCGUCUACGAGGCCUACGAGCCGCGGUAGUUGCGAGGACAACGAAGCUGGACGAGGGAAUCGUCGAGAGGACGGUGAAAACGACGCGGCGACGAUGGACUAACGCCGGUGCACCUCGAUCUCCUAUCUAAAUUAUACGUUUCGGUUGCCUAUCCGCCCUAUCGGCGUUCGACGCUUUACGCUUCUCGUACGUCGUGCCGGUAACCCGAUCGAUCGUCCUUUGCGCUCAAACGUUGCUAGAUCUUUCCUUUUGUAUAUCGAAGCCAAAUUUCCUCGACUGAUUUCGCGAUCCGCGGUAAUUAGACGCGACGAAACGCUUCGAGUCGUAUGGGACGCUUCGUCGGUGAAAACCGGCACGGGUGCACACAACUCGACCACGCGACGCGUAUUCUCUUCCGCCAAGUCGAAGCACAAUUACAAAAUGAUUCCUCUUUUUCCAUUCUUUUUUCUUUUUUUUAUUUCUCAAUUCUCUUCUCGUCGACCGUGCUUCGAGAGGAAAUCGGAAAGCGUUGUUUACGUAAUUAAAUGAAAAAAAAAGAGAAAAAAGAAUAGUUUUGACAGAGAUCAGAGAUAGCGUAUAUUAGAAAGCGCGCAUCGAUGUGCGAGAAGAAUGAAAGAGAGAGAGAGACAGACAGACGGACGGACAAACAAAGAGGAAAAUAUGACGAAGCGCGAUCGGCGCUCAAUGUGUAACGUUAACCGUUCGAUGUCGAGUAGCGUUGAACAAUGCGCGUGCGUUAACGCUUCUUUUUUCUACCUGUGUUCACGGUUCCUUUGUCGUUCGCGUAGACGACCGUGCGAUAUAUUGUAAAAUGGACCGAAACACGCGCGUUCGUUUCGAUCCUCGAGAGGACUCGAUGUCGGGCAACGUUUCAAAAAUAAAGUAAGAGAAAACGCGAGUCUCGCGAGCGUAGACCCGCUGCACGCGCGCUAACGUACAAAACAUAUUUUCGAACGAUUCAUUUCGGCUAUACUUUUCCUUUUCGUCGAGUUUUUCUAUCGUUUAAGGUACAAGCGUUUAGUAUGUACAUAUAUUCGUAUAUAUAUAUAUAUAUAUAUACACGCACAUAUGUAUAUCUAUAUGUGUGUGUGUGCGUGCGCGCGCGCGCGUGUGUAUAUAUAUAUAGAUAUACAUAGAGAUAUACAAAUAUAUAGCGUUCUGUCGUUCAGUUGGUUCGCUCGAACCGAACGGAUUCCGCGUCGGACGUCUCCGUCGGUAUUUCGAUGAUGUAUUUAUUUUUAUUCAUGGAUUUAACUCCACUUUGUAGUAUGUAUUUCCGUCUAGUAUAUUCUCGCGAACUGAAUUUUGUCGCGACGGGUCUGUACUUUGAAGCCUUUACGCCGGCUCCUUUCUUUUUCUUCUUGUUUCUUUUUUUGCUCUCAUUCGCGCGACCGUUUGCGUAUGCGUGCUUGUAUGUUGCGUGUAUGAGAAAGAGAGAGAGAGAGAGAGAGAGAGAGAGAGAGAGAGCGAGAGAAAAGAGCGUCGUUUCCUCCUCCCUGUCGCGAGAGGAGAUUCCAUUGUACGGAGACACUUGGAAUCGGUGAAGCGAGAUUCAUCAAGUGCCACAUUAUUUAAUUUUCGAGGCUGGACAGUUUUCCGUGAUAUUACUCUAUAAUUGUCGUAUUCUCGUCCUCGUACCUUUUCCGCUAUCCCGUUAAGCCAGAGAUACGAAGCGAAAACAGGGGAAAGAAACGCGUGGAACAGAAGGAAGGAAGGAAGAAAGAAAGACGAAGAAGAAAGCUGGAGUUUGAUGUUUUGGUUGUCUGGUGCGAUCGGUGACCGCGUUAGCGAUUCGUUGUAUAUAGAGCGGUAGUAAUUGUUACGUAGGUAAAUGGCUGGUGUUGUAUACGUUCGUCCUCUCCCUCAAUUACUCGAAUUACCUGUAACUGCUAGCGUACCGGGCGCGGACGGCGUCGGCGAAAGUUCGUCGGGCGCCGUCUACGAAGAAAAAUGGCAAGAAGCGAGAAGACGAUAACGUUUUGUGUACAUAAGCGUGCCUGAAUACGUCGAGUGUGAACGAGACUCGUAGAGAGACAGAGAGAAAGACAGCGAACAAUUGCAGUAUGCAAGGAGGAACGAGGAAACCGUUGGAAAGAAAUCUAGAGAAAGAAGAAAAAGGAGGAGGAAGAGAAGAAGAAGAAGAAGAAGAACGGAAACGUUGCUCCUUGUUUGCUACAUGCGGCGCCUUGCGAUCGGCCGCUCCGUUUCGCCAGUAGACUAACGAACUAAGUAAAGAAACGAAGCAGAAAAAGUAACGAUUAAGACAAGCGCGAAGGUAGCAAUCGUGCGCGAAAAAAUCAAAAGCUUUCGCUCUAAGAAGAAAGUCUAGCCUCUUUGUUUCUCGUCUCUAUUUUACACAAGCUUCCAGAGCGAGAUCGCUCUUGGCCGAUUUUAACUAUUCCAUCGUUCUCGUGCUGCGAUUUUAUUUUAGCUCGACCCGCGUUUCAUAGUUUGGAUAUCUUCGACGUUCUCGAUAAAACGAACCAACAGUAUUCGCGCCUACGCUUGUUUUUCGCUAACGCGCGUAUCGCUACGAUCACUGUCCACGAUUCCCUACUUUUUCUACUUUGUCAUGGAUAUUACGGGCUCGCGUGUAAGUCGUCAAGUCGAAAUUGUAAGCUUGGAAAGUGAAUUGCUCGAUACAGUUUGAUCCGAUCGAACGCUGCAACAGCGAUAUUUUACGGACGUUACAGAGCGACGCGAUAACGUAUUACUCAACGACGCACUGGAUAAUUGUACGCGUCAGAAUUGCGUCGCACUUCCUGCUAUUUCCUACGAUAACGCAAAUCGUUCAUCGAACGCCAUAAAAAAUUGCCUGACCAACGCAAAUAAGUGCGACUAAUCGACGUCGAACGAAGCUGGUAAUCGAGAGCCCGUAACUCCGUCGUCCCCGCCCCCCCCCCCCGCGACUUUUCCUCCUCUACGAUCAUUCCGUUUCUACUUGUUUUCCAUUACGCUCUUUGCCGCGGUAUUCUUCUCCGAUGCUCGUCCGAUUUUCCUACGAUUACCGCGUCACGUUGUUCCCGAGUCUCGCUCCGAGCUAGCCAAUUUCGUUCUUCGCGGCAGAGAGAAACGGGCGCGAGUCGCCGAUCCACGCGCGUCGUACGCUAUUUUUUCAACGUACGUCGAUGCGGAGACAAAUUUUUAAUUUAAAAAGACGCACGCUGUUCGGCGACCGGUCACGUCGCUCUGUUCUACCCACGCAAAUCUCUCCACGGUUCUGCCUGUUUGCCGCGUUACUCUUCUUUCGUGUCGUGGAUCUUCUUUUAAUUUAUUCCAGUCAGCCGAGCCUGGACACGCGAAGCGAAACGAGCGUGGUAUCGUUCACCUCGAAGUCCAUGGUCCAACCAUCGAGCGGUUCGUUCGCUGUCUCGUGUCCCAAUCGCGAAAUACGCGUCGAAGACCUAGGUGUGUCGAGGUCUAAAUCUGGCUGAGAACGUCGCGGGGGUACGUGAUUUCAUCGGCCGAUUUCGCGCCGUUACGUUCUCCCCUGCGAAGAAAAGAAGUCCUUCGGAUUCCAGGAACCAGUUUUCGUAGGAACGCGCGUUUCUAACGCGUUUUGUUAGCCCGGUCUGGUCUUUUUGUAACGCGACAGGCACCACGCCGUCCUUUAUGCUUCCGAAGGCGCGAAAUCGACGGGCGUUCGUUUUCUGCCCGGUGGAAAUUCUCGAGAAUCUUCGCAGGGUUCGAGGUAAAAGGCGCGCGUCUCUCUCGCGCGUAUAUCGGACGACGCGAUCGACGACGAUGGUCGCUACACGCGGUAAAAAAUUGUUGAUGCGUUCCUUUAUUUCUUUCUUUCUUUUUUCAUUCCCUUAUUACCUUGGACCGUUCGGCCUUCUUAUCUAAAACGUCGUUUUUCUCCUUUUUCCAUGCAGGAGUCGCGCGAGAAACACCCGGCAGAUAUUAACGUUGUGAUAUUUUGUAAUAUUGUAACGAUUUUACUCGCGUUCAGUCGCCUCUGUAUUACGAAUUAUGUUACACCAACGAGUACCACACUUUUCACGUUAGAAGCUGACUUUUAGAACUCCGGCGGCCUGUAACGUCCGUUUCUAUAUAUUUUUUUUUUUUUCUUUUUCGUUUCUUAUUUAUGAUUGUUGACGUUUUGUCUGAUUCUUACUUUGUGAGAUGGAUGCGAAACUAUCAUGUGCUGAUAAUAAUACAUUGAAAAUCAGAAGGUA